UCGAACUCGGCAUCGACAAGGACGCAAAGAACAACAGGAGGGAAUGCGCUUCAUGUUUUGUGUUCUAACAAUUCCAGCCCACACUUAAUCGAUGCGAUUAAACUCUUGAUCAAACUCGGCAUCGACAUAAACGCAAAAACCAACGCUGGAUCCAAUGUGCUUCAUCUUUUGUGUCGAAACAAUUCAAGCCCACACUUAACCGAUACGAUUGAGCUCUUGAUCGAACGCGGCAUAGACAAGGACGCAAAGAACAACGAUGGAUUGAGUGCGCUUCAUCUUUUGUGUUCUAACAAUUCAAGCCCAAAAUUAACCGAUGCGAUUAAACUUUUGGUCGAACUCGACAUAGACAUAAACGCAAAAACGAAAGAUGGGUGGAAUGCGCUUCAUUGUUUGUGUCAUAACAGUUCAACCCCACAUUUAAUCGAUGCGAUUAAACUCUUGAUCGAUCUCGGCAUCGACAAAAACGCAAAAACCAACGAAGGAGCGAAUGCGCUUCAUGAUUUGUGUUAUAACAAUUCAAGCCCACAUUUAAUCGAUGCGAUUAAACUCUUGAUCGAACUCGGCAUCGACAAAAACGCAAAAACCAACGAAGGAGCGAAUGCGCUUCAUGAUUUGUGUUAUAACAAUUCAAGCCCACAUUUAACCGAUGCGAUUAAACUCUUGAUCGAUCUCGGCAUCGACAAAAACGCAAAAACCAACGAAGGAUGGAAUGCGCUUCAUCAUUUGUGUUCUAACAAUUCAAGCCCACAUUUAAUCGAUGCGAUUAAACUCUUGAUCGAACUCGGCAUCGACAAAAACGCAAAAACCAACGAUGGAUGGAAUGCGCUUCAUCAUUUGUGUUCUUUCAAUUCAAGCCCACAUUUAAUCGAUGCGAUUAAACUCUUGAUCGAACUCGGCAUCGACAAAAACGCAAAAACCAACGAUGGAUGGAAUGCGCUUCAUCUUUUGUGUGAAUACAGUUCAAGCCCACACUUAAUCGAUGCCAUUAAACUCUUGAUCGAACUCGGUAUUGACAAAAACGCAAAAACCUCCCCUUCUUUGGAUGGAAUGCAUACGAUCUGA
Daphnia carinata is the source of this 1062-nucleotide messenger RNA. RefSeq names its product putative ankyrin repeat protein RF_0381. The transcript has a single exon. The annotation marks the transcript as partial. The record is from RefSeq and is a predicted model, not a curated record. NCBI's taxonomy places the organism in Eukaryota, Metazoa, Arthropoda, Branchiopoda, Diplostraca, Daphniidae. Gene Ontology annotation, molecular function: protein binding.